AUGCCCUCAAGUGAAGUCACAUUGCCCAUCACCAACGCGGCCUCGCCGCUGGGCGUCGACAGGCGACACAAGGUGCCGGACCCGGCUCGCAACACGCUCGUUGUUGUCAUCGGAGAGUUCAUCGGCACCUUCAUGUUCCUGCUUCUCUCCUUCAUCGGCGCCCAGACUGCCAUCGUGAACAAUGACCCAACCGACCCCAAGUCGCCUCUGCUGCCUUACAGCUUGUUGUACAUCGCCGCCUCCUUCGGCACAGCGGUGGCUGUGAACGUCUGGAUCUUCUUCCGCGUUACCGGCGGCAUGUUCAACCCGGCUGUCACCCUAGGUCUUGUCCUUGUCGGUGCCGUGAAGCCCUUCCGAGGCGCCUGUGUCUUCGUCACCCAGAUUGUCGCUGGCAUUGCCGCCGCAGCCGUCACCCAUGGCCUCCUGCCCGGACCACUGCGGGUCACCAACACUCUCGGCGGCGGUGCCAGCAUUCCCCAGGGCGUCUUCAUCGAGUUCUUCCUGACCGCCCAGCUCGUUCUGACCGUCUACUUCCUCGCCGUCGAGAAGCACCGCGCCACAUUCCUUGCGCCCAUCGGCAUCGGCAUGUCUGUCUUCAUCGCCCACAUCUGUGCGACUAACUGGACGGGCACGUCGAUCAACCCGGCGCGCUCCUUCGGCCCCGCCGUCAUCGCCGGCUUCGUGGGCUACCACUGGAUCUACUGGGUCGGACCCUUGGGCGGGUCGGUGCUCGCCUGGGCGGUGUACACGGUGUUCAAGUGGCUCGAGUACCAGACAGCGAACCCGGGCCAAGACAAUGACGACCUGGAGAAGGGACACAAGCAUCACUCCGCUGCUACCAGUACCGCCACUGGCUCCCACGAGAAGUUUGUUCGCCCUACAGACUCGAGGACCGCGAGCGGUGUAUCACAAGCCCACAAGGCCGACUAG
Molecule: messenger RNA, 930 nt
Organism: Thyridium curvatum
Lineage: Eukaryota; Fungi; Ascomycota; Sordariomycetes; Thyridiales; Thyridiaceae
Exons: 2
Coding region: 1-930 (309 amino acids)
Biological process (GO): transmembrane transport
Cellular component (GO): plasma membrane
Molecular function (GO): water channel activity
Source: RefSeq, a predicted model, not a curated record